AUGGGUACAUCGACGAAUUUGUACGAUGCAGUUUUCAGACGAAAUGAUGGACAAUCGCCCGAAAACGAGGCCAUUCGGACUCUUAGAGGAAGCGCUGCAAAGACGACUUAUAACAGUCUCAAGGGAAACGUUGAUUUUCUCAGAUCUGUGGCAAACUUCCAGUCCAAAGAGAAUGUGGCUCUUGUGAUGCCAAACAGUCCUGAGUUGAUUGUCGGACUACUGGCUCUCUGGGCAGAUGGAGCCGCCGCUGUACCGCUCAAUCCAGCAUAUACAGCAGCUGAGUUCGAGCCUCUAUUCAAAGACCUGAGCAUAAAAAAAGUCGUAGUGCUAGGAGGUGAUGACAAGACCAAAGCCACCUUGCAAGAAACCUCUGCCAACCAGAAGAUCAUCGAAAUCAGUCUCGACGGGCUUAGAGAAGGCGACACCCGAGGAAAAUCAUCGCCUCCUAAUCUAGACGACAACACAGCACUAUACCUGCACACAUCAGGCACAACCGGCAAGCCCAAGGCCGUUCCCCUCAAGCACUCUAAUCUCCUUCGUGGGGCACGCAACGUAGCCGAAACCUACCAGCUCGACUCAACUCAUCGAACAUACCUCCUACAAGUGCUCUUUCACAUUCAUGGCAUCGUAGCCGCACUUCUCGCGCCGCUCGUAACAGGCGGCAGCAUCGUCAUACCUCCCGGUGGAGCCAUCGAUGCUUCUCGAGCAUGGUCCGACUUCCAAGAGAAUGACUGCAACUGGGUGACGGGAACACCCUCAAUCUUGCAAACACUUCUGGCCGCACCUGACCCGAAAAGCGGUACUCUGGAUAUUCAGUUCAUUCGAUCGUGCUCCAGUCCUCUGCUUCCAACCGUAUUUGAGGCCCUCCGAAAACGAUUCGAUUGCCCUGUUAUCGAAGCAUAUGCGAUGACUGAAGCGAGUCAUCAGAUGUGCAGUAACCGACUGGACGACUUUGGCUCGGGAAGUGUAGGGCCAGAAUCUGGUGCAACGAAGAUCUGCAUAUGGAGCGAAGGCAAUACGGCGGUUGCACUUGGAGAGGAAGGCGAAGUCUGUGUGAGUGGAGACAAUGUAAUGGGUGGGUACGAUGGUGUUAGCGACGAGGUCAAUCAAAAGGCGUUUUGGCAGGGCACAGAUGAGCGAGGCAACGAGGCGAGAUGGUUUCGUACAGGUGAUCGUGGUGUAUUGUCUACCGAUGAUAGAAGAAGGUUGACACUCAUCGGGCGGCUGUCUGAGAUGAUCAAUCGGGGUGGAGAGAAGAUCUCGCCUGUAGAGGUCGAUGAGGCUAUCAUGCUGGCCAGUGAUGAGGUGAAGGAAGCGGCGAGCUUCUCUGUAUCUGAUGACUUUUACGGGCAGGAGGUGGAGGCCGCAGUGGUUCUUAAGCCGAAUACCAGUUUGGACGAGGCGAAACUGCAACAAUUGCUGGAAAAAAGGCUUGCGGCGUUCAAAAUUCCCAAAAAGAUACACUUUUGCGAGGACAAGAUACCCAAGGGUCCAACGGGCAAGAUCCAGAGAAAGGUCCUUUCUCAGCUAUUUGGACAGGAUAAUUCAGCUGAAGCAGGCGAUGGAAAGCAAAAGUCAAGUGAAGAUGAUGUCUAUGCUAUUAUCGACAGGGCCCUAGGCAUCAAGUCGGGUCAAGCAAAAGAAUCACAGAGCACUACCUUGCUUGCAUUGGGAGCCGACUCCAUGGGCCUGUCCAAAAUCUCCUCUGCAGUCGAAAGGCAGACUGGCGUACGACUUGGCGUAGCAGCGCUCUUCGCUUACCCGACAGUCGAGGAGGUUGUCGAUCUGGUUCAGCAAGGCACAACCAAAUCUCAAGGUGGCUUUGACGCUCCGACAAAAGUGGCACCUUUCUCGUUGCUAGGAUCGUCCAAGGAUCAGCUCGAGCAGAUUUGCAACUCAGCGGGCAUCAAGAUCGAUGAUCUCGAAGACGCCAUCCCUCUCUCUGCGAAUCAGAACAUGUAUCUCAAAGUUUUACGAGGCUCUACCAAGAAGGAACAUCUCGACAAUAACGACGUGUGGCAAAUGAACCGCUAUCGUCUAGCAAACGGCACUGACAAAGCUCGCUUGCUGCAGACUUUAGGUAAAGUCCGGCAGCACGAGGAGUCCUUUCGUUGGAAGCUGGGCUACGAUGACUCUGCUUCCAGCUGGAUCAUCCUACAGGAGAAGCCGGAAUACUCGAACCCAGAUUCCCCGCGGAUCCGGGAGUUCUCCUGUGCAGCGGAAGAGGAAGCUACAAAGCUCAUGGAUGAAGAACUUUCCACGUAUCGCCAUCGGGUCGGAACUCGAACGCUUGUCUUGUACAUUGUUUCGAUCGGCGAAGGAGAUAGUCUGGAGCUGGAACUUGCUUUCAUCGAAUCGCAUCUGUUCACAGAAGGGCAGGGACGGCGGUUGAUACUCGACACGAUUUCCAAAGCUUAUCAGAACGAAGAGCUGGACCACUAUACUCCUUAUUCUGCUUACGUGUCUCGCUUCCCAAUCGGACACGAUCCGGCAUCGGCGUUGGAGUUUUGGGAAAAGGAAGUUGCUUCGAUGAAAAGGGAAGAGAAGUGGAGUGAAAUCAAAGCUCCUGCGUACGUCAAUCCGGAAGCCUGGACGAAGGACCAAUUGGUGCCUCUUGGUGACAUGCAGUCGGUCAAUGCGCCAUUCCGUGACCUGACUGUUGUGCUAGAUAUGACUCUUCCGCUUGUCGUGGAGGCGGUAUUUUCGUUGAGUCUGGCCUUGUGGCUAUCUCAGAGGGAUUCUGUAUUCACGAGCGGCAGUGUGGUGUACGACCGCGCAGUGUCAUUGAGGACGAUAGGAGACGGAGAGCGGCUGGAUAGCGUGAGAGCGGUGACUGGGAGUUAUCAGCCCCAGCCGUUGGUUUUGGAUUUGGCAGCGAGAGAUUUAUGGACAUAUUUGCUUCACUUCAAGGCUAUGACACAGAUCCGCGAGCGCAAGAUUUGCCUCAACGAGAUGGAUCGACUCGCUUGCCAUACUGCUGCGUUCACCUGGAGGUUUCACAACGACGUGGAAGAUGAAUCGUCUUCCGCGGACAACGACGGCCCCCUCAUCGCCGGUGUCAAGGCAGAAGCAAUGUCCAUGCGCGCCUUCCACAUGUGUUUCGUAAAUGCCAAUCGCCAUGGAGAAGAUGGAGCCACUGUGGCAAUCGGCUUUCAUGAGAAGUGGCUAGAUGAACAGAGGAGCAAUGGAUGCAAGGUCGAAUUGGUUGAAAUCUGUAUCAAGGCACUUCGAUUCGUGGCGGAGAAUAAUUCCAAACUGCAAGAGCUCUCCUUGGAGGAUUUGAGAGCAGCAGUGUUCGGAUAG
Messenger RNA from Cercospora beticola, 3303 nucleotides. RefSeq lists its product as uncharacterized. Gene Ontology annotation, biological process: fatty acid metabolic process. Gene Ontology annotation, molecular function: medium-chain fatty acid-CoA ligase activity; phosphopantetheine binding. Lineage: Eukaryota; Fungi; Ascomycota; Dothideomycetes; Mycosphaerellales; Mycosphaerellaceae. The record is from RefSeq and is a predicted model, not a curated record.